Tyto alba (common barn owl) is the source of this 4283-nucleotide messenger RNA. RefSeq names its product serum paraoxonase/arylesterase 2. NCBI's taxonomy places the organism in Eukaryota, Metazoa, Chordata, Aves, Strigiformes, Tytonidae. Bases 27 to 1103 code for a protein of 358 amino acids. The record is from RefSeq and is a predicted model, not a curated record. Gene Ontology annotation, molecular function: arylesterase activity. The transcript is spliced from 9 exons. Gene Ontology annotation, cellular component: extracellular region.
CGGGGCCUCGGAGCUGCCGGUGCGGGAUGGGGCCGGGCCGGGCCCGCCGAGGGGCAGGGGCGGCCGGUGCGCCCCUCCGAGCGCCCAGGCGCUUCGGCUCCAUCUCCGGGGCGAACAGACUCAAUGCUUCACGGGAAAUAUCCCCAGUAAACCUCCCGAACUGCCAGCUCAUUAAAGGGAUCGAAACUGGUUCAGAAGACAUCGACAUACUUCCCAAUGGACUGGCUUUCAUCAGCUCCGGCUUGAAAUAUCCAGGAAUCAAGAGCCUUGCACCAGACAAGCCAGGCGAAAUAUUUUUGAUGGAUGUGAAUGAAGACAAUCCCAGAGCAGUGGAACUGAGAAUCAGCCGAGGGUUUGAUCUGGCGUCGUUCAACCCUCAUGGAAUCAGCACCUAUGUAGACAAAUAUGACACCGUGUACCUCUUUGUUGUGAACCAUCCCCAUCAGAAGAGCACAGUAGAAUUGUUUAAAUUUGUAGAAGAUGACAAUUCUCUUGUACACCUGAAAACCAUUCGACACGACCUUCUGACAAGUGUGAAUGAUAUAGUAGCUGUGGGACCAGACAGCUUCUAUGCUACCAAUGACCACUACUUCUCCGACUUCAUCUUGAUGUUCCUGGAGAUGUUCUUGGGUUUAACUUGGUCAAAUGUUGUUUACUACAGUCCAGAAGAAGUUAAAGAAGUAGCAGCUGGGUUUUAUUCAGCCAAUGGAAUUAACAUUUCACCUGACAGAAAGUACAUCUACGUUGCAGAUGUGUUUGAUCAUAAUGUCCAUGUUAUGGAAAAACAUGCUAAUUGGAAUUUAACGCAUGUGAAGACGCUGCAGCUGGACACUCUGGUCGAUAACUUGUCUAUUGACCCUUACACUGGAGACAUCUGGAUAGGAUGUCAUCCCAAUGGGAUGAAGCUGUUCUACAAUGAUCCUGAAAAUCUGCCUGCCUCUGAGGUCCUGCGCAUCCAGAACAUCCUCUCAGAGGAGCCUGUGGUGACGCGCCCCUACGCCGACAACGGCUCCGUGCUGCAGGGCAGCUCAGUGGCAUCCAUCUACAAGGGAAAACUGCUCAUAGGCACGGUCUUCCACAGAGCUCUCUACUGUGAGCUAUAGCUCAUCGCGGGUAAGCUCUGCCACAGUGGAAAGGAUUUAAUUCCUUGGGAGCUCACUUAGUUUCUGCUAGAUUUGCUAACCAGACUGUUCCAAUAAACCUUAACUCGAGUAAUGGAAAUGUAUUUUAGCCUUCCUCUCCAAAAUGACAUUUUUACGCAAUAGCAAAGGAAAUGGAACUGAAGGUGAGGAAUCAGUUUAUCUGCGUAAUGGGGAGGACUCCAUGUCAAUAACAAGGAGUAACUUUGAAGUUCAGAUUACAAACGACUAAGCUGUCAGACAUUGAAUUAUCUGUUGCAACUGGAUUUCUGUGUUUAUUUUGUUUUGUUUUUUCCCCAGGGAAAACUGAUUUUGUAAAUGAAAAUUGCUGACUACCAGUGUGGUGUGAUUUCUUGUCACUGACCCCUGGCUUUCCCAGGGACUGUUCCAAGGGGCCUUCUUUCGAACCCUUCUGUCGGCUUUCUCUGGUGCUUCCAAAAUCACUGGAAAGAGAAUAAAUGUUAUUUCAGUCUCAUUUCUUCCCCCUUCCCCCUUUAAGCCAUUUCCUCACAUUACUUCCGUUUCCUAAACUUGUCUUAAUCCUGCUGAGAAAAGAGGUCAUCACUUCAGCACAAUUGCUUACUAAGUCUUCCAAAGGGAGUUUAAAAAUGCAUUUUUUUUUUUUUUCCUUAAAGUGUGGGAAACAACUCCUGGGCACCUUCAGUGAAAAGUGUGUUAGCAAUUACUGUUGUCAGUCACAGUGAAGGGAGAAUUUCUGGGUGCUCUGCCACAGUGACUACCCCCGAGUGUUGGUCACACAUGCCCUGUGUUUAACCUCCAGUCUGCUCCUGCACAGCAGGGACCCGCUUCCCGUGUGCCCAGCAGCAGUUUCUGAUAAUGUUGUACACUGCUAAAAGACCUGUCCGGAUUUCCAUUAGCUGGUGUUUUUAGAAUGGUGUUAGUUAGCAACUACUUGCAAUAAACUGAAUCGAGUGUUCUUUGAAGCUGGAAAUCAGUUUUGCGCUUUCCAGGGUGCACAGCAAGACGCCAGUCUGGAAAAAGCUCCUGUUUGAGCCACCACUUGGUUUCCUGGCUGUGUAGUGAGCUCUUCUUUCAUUUGUAUAGAUGUCUUUACCCACAGAGCAGAUCCUGCUGCUCUUUUUGUCCUCUGAGCUCCCACUUCUCAUCACUGCUCUGGUUUUGUGAGAGAUGCUGACUCCACUAAAGGCUCUGUGUUAUCGGUGGCAGCUCCCCUGUGGGGUUGCUGCUGUGCUGCCUGUACUGCUGCUGCUCAGCAGCUUGGCUGCCCCUCCAAAUGGUGUCACCAGACAGACCUGCCCAGGGACCACCAGCCCCUCUGCAUCCCUCAGCUGAUGCAGUAGCAUUUCCUCUCUGCUGUUCUCCCACCACUGUGUGAAGAAAAAAGGCAGGCUGCUCGUGAACCGUGAGCUCGGGGAGGAGAAAGAGCCAGUCGCUGGGUGCUAGUUGCUACUCUGGCUUUGCUGUUCCCUCCUGCAAUCUGCUUCACCACCAGCCAUGGCCCCUCUAAUCUGGAGAGUAUAUGGAAAGUCCUGUACUUUAAAAACACAGGAGUGCUUCUGUGUAUAAGACAGAGCAAAUAAUCUACUCUGUAGUGGCCUGAACACUGAGACAGGAGCCAGAGCAUGUGCAAACCUUUGUCUUUGGGUUUUGUGGUUCUGGCUGAGAGGAGGCGUUACUGCGGGCCAAGGUUUGGGUAAGCAGUGGCCCUGAACAGCAAGUGUCUGUGCUGACACCUCUUGGCUCCUGCACCUUUCCUUUCUAACACAAACAAGCCUAAUGGCUUUCAUCCACUGGUAUAAAGGACUUGCUGCUCCUUCUCCAAGGGAAAGGGACAGCUCUAACCAGAGCAAGGAGUCGGUGCCAGGGCUUGUGGCUGGGGCUGUAUGGGAGGGACAGUACCAUCCCCCUUCCUUUGCAGAGCUCCAGGGGGCUGUGGGUCUUGCCACAUCAUCUCCCAUCCCCAGGGAGUGUCUGCUCCCCCCGAGUCCCCGUGCCGCCACCAGCUCACUGGCACAGACACUGUAGUGUAAGGCACGUCCCUGGGUGCAAGAAGUUGUGUGAGGUUUUAUGAACUGAGCCAGGGGUAUGCUGGCUCAGUCGCUGCACCAUUCCUGAUGCCGGCAGUUUCCCAUCGCUGCCAGGACAGACAACUCUUUCACCCCGCGCAGCAAUAGCAGUUGGUGGUAUUUGUGAUGUUUUGUAUACAAAUAGCACAUGCUGCAGGGCUCUCGUAACGGAGAGAGGGGGAGACUUGAGUUUAGGGUUAACCAUGCAGCUAAUUGACCUUCUCUUGGGCACAGCCUUGCCUUAGUAGGUCUAUGAACAAACUACGUUCAUAGCUCCUUUCCAAAAUGCCCAGAGUUGAUCUGGGGGCUUGAGUCCUGCCCAGGGUUUACCGUCUGCCUAUGAAAGCUUUGGUGACAGGGACUCACCUGUUUGGAUCAUGGUUUCAAGUCGUUUGCUAACCAUGGUGUGCAGAGAGCCCUUCCACAGCGCAGGGUUGGCCCUGAAGGAGGGCAGCUUUUGUCUCAUUUCUUUGCUGGACUUGCCUUUGGCAUCAGCUGACUGAACCAAGCACUCAAGAAUGUAAUUUACUGUAACUCUGGCUUUGCCACUCCUUCCUUAGCAACUUCUGUCCCCGCAGGACAUUUGCAGCUUCUCUGGGAAGUGGCGUGCUUUCCUACAGGGACUUGUAACCCAUUUUCAGCCUUGAACAGACGUUGUUCCCAGAACCCAAUCAAAAAAAAAAAAAACUGCCCUGAAGGAAAUUCUCACAAUAAGGAGAGGUUGGGCUAUUAACUUGUUUGUGAUUAGCCACAUUCUCCACUAGCAUUUAAAAAUAAUUAUUUUAGGCUUGUGCCACUAUUUAUUCUCAAGUAAAUUAAGUGCCAUCUUCUAGAGUUAGCAUUUUGCAGCAGUGGCAGUAACACAGCUGAAAUACUGACCAGUCGCUGGUCCUGGAUUUGCUCUCUGGUUGUAGAAGUGUAACAGCCAGCAUUUCCCUCAGCAUUUGCAGAAGUAACCCAUCAAAACAUUAACUUCAUGCUUUCCAGUAGCUUAGAACAUCUUCAGUUGAGCAAAUCUACGUGUUGGAUCUUGUCAAACUUCUAGUUUUUUGUUGGUUUUGGCCUUUCAGAUAAUAAAGAAUGUGUUCACUUGUCA